Messenger RNA from Onychostruthus taczanowskii (white-rumped snowfinch), 1267 nucleotides. Its product is annotated as Golgi membrane protein 1-like. The record is from RefSeq and is a predicted model, not a curated record. NCBI's taxonomy places the organism in Eukaryota, Metazoa, Chordata, Aves, Passeriformes, Passeridae. The transcript has 9 exons. Gene Ontology annotation, cellular component: Golgi apparatus. The coding region runs from base 1 to 990 and encodes 329 amino acids.
AUGUGUUCCUAUGUUGACUACCUCUUCAGAAUGAGAGGGAAAACAAAGCGGAGAAGUGGAAGAAGGCCACUCCAACAUGAAAGCAAUCGAGAAGAUAGGAAAAUCUGGGCGAUGCUGAUGAGUAACAUCACAGUAAAUGAUAGAUUGAUUCAGAGUCUACGAGAACACUUGAAAGAGUUACAGACGGAGUAUGGAAAGCUACAGCAGGAUGUUUACUGGUUUCAGAAGAACCAGACUAACCUUCAGAGGAAGUUCUCAUAUGACCUCUCACAGUGCAUCAACCAGAUGAAAGAAUUAAAAGAACAAUGUGAAGAAAGGAUAGAUGAGCUUAGAAAAAAGAGUAGCAAUGUACCACAAAUCAAAGAAAACAAAGACUUCACAGAAGAUAGCCAGGUUGAUACUCAACUGCCAGCCUUGAAGCAAACAGGGUUCAAGCAGGCUGACUUGGAACAGCAGAAAACAAAUGAAGAUGUUCCUAAAGCAGUACCUACAGUAAAAAAGACAGACCUGAUGCAGGCUAAAGAAAGAACAGACAGCCUAACAGACAUGAGAAAACAGAAGCCUAAGGCAGAAGAGGAGCAGCUUUCUAAUCAGUUGGAAAAACCUCAAGAGUCGCUCAAGGCUGCUGCAGGCCACAAGGAGAUGCUGCCUGUGUCAGAGAAGGACCCAAAUCCACCUGAGGAUGAGAAACAUGUAGCUGGGCAAGAUAUGUCAGAGCCAGCAGCAGAGCAGGCUGCCAGUGAGGAAGUUGAGAGGGAACAGUUACUAAAUUACGAUGAUAAGCAGGAUGACUUGCUCCCUGGAAAGGCUGACAAACAGGAGCGUGAAGCAGUGAACCAGGUCAAGGAUGUCGAUUACAAUUUAGAUGUGAAUGAAGCUGAAUCAGAAACUGACAAGCAAGCAGCAUUUGCUGGGAGUGAAAAUGUUCAAAACCAUGAAGAUACAAAGAACCACUUACCUGACGAUGGUGAAGGACGACAGAAGUUGUGAACAAAGGAAGUUCAUGCUACAACUGAAUCACCUCUUCCUCCAAAUGCAGCAAUGAUCCAGUAAAGUGAUCUUAGAAGGUUUUGAUUAUCUUCUAAAGGCUUGACUAAGGGCCCAAACGAAGUAGUAUUUUCUUGUGAAGUUUUAGUACUGUUGCAGUGAGAAGAAGUAAAUCUCUGGAGGCUUGUUUCAAAGCAGUUGGCCUCUGCAAUGACUUUCUCCUUCCUAUCAAUUAUAAAAUUGCAAUCAGGUAGCAAUAAAAUUAGUAACUUUGAAGUUG